Messenger RNA from Monomorium pharaonis (pharaoh ant), 4936 nucleotides. RefSeq names its product centrosomal protein of 164 kDa (gene Cep164). Gene Ontology annotation, molecular function: protein binding. The transcript is spliced from 11 exons. NCBI's taxonomy places the organism in Eukaryota, Metazoa, Arthropoda, Insecta, Hymenoptera, Formicidae. Bases 214 to 4167 code for a protein of 1317 amino acids. The record is from RefSeq and is a predicted model, not a curated record.
UGCUACCACCGCCUACGUUCAAGCUGAACAUUGACCGUCGCGUCGACAUACGAGCUUCGCGCAGUGCAAAAGGCGCGUACGUAUCGCGCAUUAAUAUGGAAAAAUGAGUCAGGACCUACGCGCCGUUAUUUUCUCGCUUAUUGCACAGAUAUGGAAAACGUAGUCGCGUGAUGCAAACAUUACGUUUACGAGGUGCUGGGAUGCAGCGUUAGCAUGAGCGUUUCUCAAGACAGCGUUGCUACGAUCGUGUGCAGGGAGGUUUUCGACGAGACAUCUCAUCCGACGAAUGAAGAGUUAUUGGAUUAUGCAAAACGUUUGGGAAUUGAUCCCGAUGCGGAACCACACCUUCUGGACUUGGCCCGUGAGGGUCUUAUGGCAGCCCUGCCUAAGGGAUGGUCUCCGUGCUUCCAUGAAGCUAGUGGUGCCUGGUAUUAUUACCAGGCAUCUACUGGCACCACCACUUGGGAACAUCCCCUAGACGCUGUUUACAGAGAACUUGUGGAACAAGCAAGAUCUGGCAACAAGAGACAAAUGAGCCUUGAAGAAGAUUCGAAGACUACGGCAAAAGAUCUUGAGUCCCACGAAGAUGCAACUUUACCGAAAGAAAAUAUUAUUCCAAAAGAAAUAGUUAAAGAAACUAUUUAUGCAAAACCUGGCAUGGCCGGCACUAAAAUUCCUAUGAAACUGGCUCCUUUACGAAAAGUCGAAAAAAUUGACAGUUCGCGCAAAAAAGAUCGUCCCUCUUCCUUUGAUAGACUUCAAUCAAGAAGAGAAAGUGAUUCAAAAUCCGACAAUGCAAUAUCUUUGUCGAGCGAUCGAGCCGCAAGGGAUUAUACAAACUUAAAGUUUCAAGAUCCAAAAUUUUAUGAAUGUCCUAAAUUGCUUGAGACAAGAGAUACAACCGCAGCAACCACAACAAGCACAUCAUCGGCCAAAAAAGAGCUUGAUUUAAAGGAAGUACUAAAGAGAUCUGAGUCGCUGAGUCCAUGGCACGAAAAAGAUUGGGAACAGCUCUCCAGUAAGUUCAGUUCAGAAGAAAACAUAAUCGACAUCGAUAAACUCAGCGCCAGUACGUUGGCAAGGCCAGAAAAAGUUGAAAAAUUCGACAAAGAAAAACAUCCGAGUCAACUGGGUCAACAAAAAGAAUUAACUCUUAGUGGUGGUGGUUCCAUGUUUUUAAAAAGUAACAGGAGCAGAGAUACCACACCUAGUCAAGAUGGCGGCAAGUUGGAGGACUUCCGGGCAUUGACGAUCUCCGACGAACCUAAUAUCACUGUUGGUGACAGACCCAAAUCCAUUCUAAGGGAAAAACAGCUUGAAGAUGACGAUCGACCAUUGGAUGAGGAACGCAAAAGCGUGCGCUUUGACUUGGAAAAGGAGUUCAACGUUAAUUUCACAUAUUCAGAAUCCGAGGACGACUGGGACUCCGAAUCUGAAGAUAAAAACCUGCGAAUAUCAGCUGUAAUGAGCGAUAAAAUUACUGAUUCCAUUCUAUCCAAAUCAACCUUGCAAAAUUAUGAAGACAACAACGACGAUAAAAACGUUUAUUCCAUUGAGAAAGAACAGGUUAAAAUAAAUUCAGAAAUCAACAGGCAGCAUUUGUCUACGGAAAAAACCAAUUCUAUAUCAAAAAACCCAAAAAUAGUUGGCAAGAGAUUUCUCGUGCAAAAUGUUUCAGAAAAUGAACAUCGUAAUCAAAUAAAGACUACUCUCGAAAGGGACAACAGUUUUGAUUACUUAUCUAAUAAAUUAGGUGAGAAAGUGAAAAAUAUUGAUAUAGUGUCAAAAAGUGAAACAGAUUGUAGCACUGCAAAAAGUAGUGAUUCCGACGAUAUACAUAAAACAAAAUUAAUUUUUGAAAAAGCAAGACAUGCGACAAAUCGCUUGUUGAAUCGACAAUUUGAAGAUAAUGAGUCAUCUGAUGUGUCGAAGUUUACCACGCAGGAUUACACGCAGAAAGAACGAUUUGUCCGUCCUAAAUUAGAAUACUCUCGAAGUAUUGAUGAUAUGAAGGUGAAAAUGAAUAGAGAACAUGAAGAAGAAAUUGAAGCAUUCAAGAUUGAACUCGAUAUUAAACUGCUAGAAAAAAAGAAGAAACUUGAAGAAAACUUUGCACAACAAAAAAUUUUAAUACAACAAUUUUUGGAUCAAAGAUUACAGGAAAUGAAACAAGAAAUGGCACAAAAGGAAGAACAAGAAAUACAAACAUUGAUUACUGAAAUGGACCAAGCUAGAUUGGAAAAUUUGAAAAAGGUUCGUACGGAGCUAGAAGUCUGCUAUGAAAAAGAAAGACAAGAAAUAUUAACCAAUUUAAAGACAGAACUCGAUGAGAGAAAAAAGGAACUUCUAGAGUUGAGGAGUCAGGAAAUGGGCAAGCUAGAAAAUGAGCAUGAACGUGACCUUGGCGAAGAAAAGCUCGCAAAACUGAAUGAAUAUGAGUUGAAAAAGCAACAUACUGAAAGAAUUGAAUCCUUAAAGAAAGAACUAGAAAAGGAAUUUGAAGAUUUAAGAAAUGAGUUAAGAACACAACAACGAGAAAAAAUUACUAAAUUUACUGAAGAUCACGAGCAAUGUCUAACUGAAAUUCUUCGUGAUUUUAGAAUGGAUGAAGCUCUCGCUCGUAAGAUGUACAAAGAACGGUUGGAAGAAAUCCGCGCGGAUUUUGCACGGGACGCCGAGAAGGAAGCAAGAAAACUAACCGAACGGGCUCUUCAACAAGAAAGUAUUGAUUUUGAAAAAAUGCGUUGUGAAAAGCGAUUGUUGCAGGACAAAUAUACGGCACUUAAAGAAAAAUAUAUUAAAUUGAAAAAUGAUGUUCGCCUCGCAGUCGAGAGAAGAAGCAGAAGAAAGGAAGGAUAUACCACGGCCUCGGAAACUGAAAGAUCGACAUCCACUAGAACGAGAACGGACAAGACUGAUUCGUCAGAACAAAAUACUCCGCUGAAGGCGCGCUCGAGCCCAGCAACAAACGCAAAAUCGCAGGACAGCCAAAGCGCGAGCGAACUAGUCGAAGAGCAAAAUUCUCCGGAAAAUUCGAGGAGUCAAAAAGUGGCCGCGUUUCAGAAACGCGCAUCCGCUACUGGCUUAAAAAGUGCAGCAAAAUUUGAAUCCGAUGAUACUACCACCGCCAGCGAAACGAACAUGAUUACGAAGAAAAAGAAGAGCUUCAGUAAAAAAGCUACAUCGAGUGCGGGUCGCUCGAACGGUAGUAACAACAAUGUGGAGAAUUCAGUGGAAAAUAUUAGAAAACAGCUGAAGAAGCUGGAAGAUCUCGGUGAUCAAUUACCGAGCAAUGAAACGGCCUAUACAGUGCGAUAUCCUUUUCAAGAUAAAGCACCGGCGAAUGUCUCUUCAGAGCUAGAAUUCUUCCGACACCGAAUGCAUGUGGAGAAGGAUUCGGUGAGGAGAGCUUGCGAGGCGUUGAAACAACAAAAAAGUGCCUUUCAGGGUAGGCAAAGAGCUUGGAAACAACGAAGCGGGAGAGCCACUCUGGAACAACUGGUGCAGGAAGAACGCGAGCUUUCAGAAAUGGAAGUGAGUUUGCAUCGCACUAAAAGUCUUUUAGGUGAAAAAAUUAUACAUCUAAAACACUUGGAACAAUCUCUCGAGCGAGUAGCAAACGAUAAGCGAAAUGAAAACGAUGUUAAGAACGAUGAACUAAGUGACAUGUCGAGUGCCAGCAGCGGUUUUAGUUCGACUGAUUUGGGUACUGAUACUUUUAUAGAUAAACCGGAUUAUUAUCAAGAAUCUACUGAAAUCAUUGCAAGUUUAGAGAAUUUAAACUCAGAAAUACGAGAAAUUUGGGACGUCUUAAAUAAACGUCAAGACAGUAAUAUACCUCCAACACCGACUCUUAUGUAUUCUUAUUUGCGUUGGUUGCGAUUUCAUCAUCUCACCACGCAGCCUAACAGUAUGCAAGGUGCCUUUGGUACGCCCAAUAUACAAUCUAACAUCUUAUCUCAAUUAACUCCUACACAACCUCCUAUUACCACAACUCAAAAUAUUAUCGCUCAGUAUGGCCCUAAUAGCGGCUUUAGCACCAGCGUUGGUACAGUCGAAAGGAAUGCCUCAAAUUUGAUGGAAAGGACCAGAAACCUCAGGGAUUGGUUACGCCAAGCUCGCGUUGAAAAUACUGACUUAAUUAGUCCUGGUCAAGCGACUCUUUAAAGAUUUACGUCUAAAAUAAUUUUCUAUUAUUAUAAAUUUAUCUCUUGUGCAAAGUUGAUUCGUAUUCUCAAAUAAUUUUGAGUUAAUGAUUGAAUUAGAAGCAUUGUCAUUGCUGUUAAGUAAUUACAAUUCUUGAAUACUUUGUUACUUUUGUAGAAUAAUCUAUGAAUUGUGCAACGUAUUUAAUUAGAUUAUUUGUUUUAUGUGACUUAUAAUUAAGAAUUCGUUAAAAAUAAUUUUGUAAAAUCUCUCAUAAUUGAAAAUAAUCCUGUUCAAAACAUGAAUGUAUCGAACUUGUACGAAACUCAAAUCUAGCUUGUCGCUUAAAAUCUAAUUUUUCUUCUGAAAUAGUCAAAACUGUCAAGAAUAUAAUAUGUAUUAGUAUGUGUGAUAAACAAUUCACAUAUGAGCGAGAAGUAAAUUCGACGUAAUAAUUAUGAUAUAAAUAUACGUAAGAUCCAAUAGACAUUUAUAACAUUUGUAAUAAUUCAAGUUUAAAUUAUGGAGAAUUGAUUAAAAUUGAAACAAUUCUAUUGAUAAUUUUAAUUGAGAGUUUCCCAAAUUCUAAUUAAUAGUAGCAGAUCAACUUAAUUGUUUUAUACAUGUAAUUAUAUUUUAUCGUAUACGGAGAUAGAAACUAUACAAACAUGCCAGGUGCAAAAAUAUAGCCAUAUAGAAAUUUUUUACGUAUAUCAAUUUAAAUAAAAAUGAAAUGCUACUGCACUUUGCAAGACUUUCACUUUUUUUCGACGAAUUCUUUAAAACAAAA